Paraglomus occultum is the source of this 1416-nucleotide messenger RNA. The record is from the annotation of a GenBank genome assembly. NCBI's taxonomy places the organism in Eukaryota, Fungi, Glomeromycota, Glomeromycetes, Paraglomerales, Paraglomeraceae.
AUGUCAAAAAUCGCUAACCGAAUUAUUUCAAUACCAGAAAGGGUAAAAAUUAAUUUAGAGGGGGGGAUAAUUUCUGCCGAAGGGCCAUUAGGAAAAAGUGAAGAUUUAAUCAUUCCUUCUAACUUGGAAAUUACUAAUCAAGAAAAUAAGUUAAGCACUAAGUCAGUUAACUCGGCUUUGGCUGGUACUUAUAAUUCUUUAAUUUCUAAUCUGAUAAAGGGGGUGGUGGAAGGUCAUGAGAGUGUUGUGGAAGUAAAGGGAGUUGGGUAUAAGGUAUCCUUAAAAGAAGGAAAAUUAGAGUUUUCGUUGGGAAAAUCUCAUCUUAACCAUGUUGCUAUUCCUAGCGAAUUAGAAGUAAAAGUAGAAGCCAUCGAUGACACAGUAGGUAAUACUCUUACCUCGGCUUCCACAAAAGAUUUUAGUGAGGAUAAUUACUCUCGUAAGAAUAAAGAUUAUGCUAAGAAGCUUGGUGAAUUGUUUGCUGAGAAAUUGAAGAAAGAGAAUAAAGAAAAAAUCAUUUUUGACCGCAAUGGUCGCCCUUAUCAUGGAAAAAUGGAGGAAGAAAAAAAAAGUAGUGAAGUAAAUGGCAAAGAAAAGGUAGAAGAAAAAAAUAAUCUGGUUUCGAGUGAACCAAAAAAAGAAGAAAGGGAAGAUAGAAGGGCAUUCCGCUCUCAUAUAAAAAGUGAAACCUUGGCCAACAAACGGGUAGUAAAAGUGACAAAAGGCGGUCGAAGGUUUAGUUUUACUUGUCUGGUUUUGAUAAAAGAUGAAGAAAAAAAAGCGGUUGCUUUCGCACACGCCGGUGGUAAGGAAGUUAUUAUUGCUUUUCGCAAGGCUUUGCGGCAAGGACAGAAAAAAUUAAUAUCUUAUUUUCCCACUCCUGUCCGCACCAUUCCUCGUGAUAUAACGGUAAAAUAUAAGGCCACUAAACUCUUCCUCAAGCCUACUCCACCGGGCAGUGGUAUCAAGGCGAGCGGAGCCCUUAGUCGAUUAUUCAAGUUCCUGGAAAUUAAAGAUAAGAAAAAGAUUGUUGGUCGUGGCAUUGGUUCCGGUCGGGGAAAGACAAGUGGACGCGGUCAAAAAGGACAAGGGUCGCGUAAAAGUGGUAAUGUUCGCCCUGGUUUUGAAGGGGGACAAACUCCGGUUUAUCGGGCUUUUCCCAAGCGAGGAGGAGGAUUUAAGGCCAAAAAAAUUUCUUAUCAGGUAGUUAAUUUAGAAGAAUUAGAAAAAGAUGAAAAGAUAACAGCCGGACAAGUAGUAGAUUUAUCGCAAAAAAAGUUUCCAGUUAAGAUAUUAGGAGAAGGAAAUUUUACCAAAAACUUGACUAUUAAAGCCGCCGCUUUUUCUCGGCCGGCUCAGGAAAAAAUUACCCAGGUAGGUGGUAAUUUUCAAGUGGUAGAGAAAAAGAAAAAGUAA